CAGGGCUACAGUUUGAAGUCAAUGAAAAUGAAGUGUCUGUCCAACUACGAGGAACCCCGCUUUCCAUGUGGCAUGGAGAAACAUGUCACAUACAAGGAGUCAGGCCUCAAAACCUCACCACUCAUGGGAUGCGUCCAAGUAGUAGUCAAACAACUCUCUCCAGGUGUCACCUCUGCCAAUGUUUGCCUCAAGGAUGAUGUGAAAGGUGUUCACAAUAAGGAGAACAACCAUCAUGACAGGACCCUUGACGAGGUGAACCUAGGCUGUGAAGCAUUCGAGGACAGCGGUUACCUGUCUUUACAGAACAGCCAGAUAGAGGACUUUUAUAACGGAAAGGAACAAGGGGAGUCACUAGGACAGGAUAUAUUCUCCCCAUGUACUCCAGUUGCUGAUUAUCACAAGGCUAAGCAUACUGCCUCUCAACUCCCCAUACUGAAGUUUCAACAUGCCAUAUGCCAAGAACUCACCAAUAGCUUCAAGAGGACCCAGAGCUAUGACUGGACUGUCAUUAGCCGGCUAGCAGAGGACUCCGGCCUUGAAAGGGUUAUUGGUGGGAAUAUGGGCCUUGAAUGUAUGGAUGUUUUAAAAGCACUGCUGGAGAGGGACAUGAAGCACAUCCUAACCAAGAUCCUGCGUCUGCUUGAUGUUGACUUGAUAAGGUAAACAUUUGACCUUUACUGAUCUUAUGACAAUUGUAGAGGUUUUUCAACAUGAAAAUAGUUUUGUACUCUUAUCAUAUAUUCAUGGUAGUUUUUCUCGUUUUCGUCACAGCUGUAGAAAAGUGAGCAAGACCUGGAGAAAAAUAAUCUGCCAAGACAAGUCUGCACUCCGUAAAUGCUACCAGGCUGAACAGAGACUCCGGGUAAGCGCUAACAUUUUAAAUGGGUUUCCUUUAGUCAUGUAUAUCAGGUAUCAGUGGUUUUAAUUCACAUUGAUGGUUUAGUUUUUUAAGCUUACAGAGGCUCCCAACUUUGCUGAUAUGUUCUUUAUUUGCAUUUAUUUAGAGGCCCUUUGCAGUACUUCAAUCUUAAUUGCCUAACCAUAGGGUAAUCCACUGCAUGAGUAUUGUAUGCUAAAUAGCAAUGUCCUUUUUUGUUAUAGGACUCAAGAACCCCUGUAGGACUGGAGAAUGUGGGCUCUUUGACGCGAGACGUGACCCUGUCCAGGGUUGUAAUGUCCUGCAUGCAGAGAGUAGCUUCAACCCCUAUCCAGAAGUCUACCAAGAGGAUGCUCUCCCAGAGAGAAUGCACACAGGCGCCGUACUGCUGCCAGCAAUCUCGCUUCAGAGAAUACCAAGAGGUGAGGGUUCCUCUAUUCACUUUGCAUGUGAAGGUUCAGAGGACAUGAUGGUGCUCAGUGUGUGUGUACUUAUUGGGUUGGUCACCUUCCAAUCAGUUCCAAAAAAGUCAUUGACAUUAUGUUCAUGUUACCAAUGAUACAUAUUGUGAGUUAAACUCUGUAGCCUUAUACAUUGUUUGGUUGUGUUCUCUAGGCUGCCAGUUCGCUGAAGCAGCACGAGUCGCUGAAGCCCUGUAAGCGCUGCGGCUCUCCAGCCAAGCACAACGCAGACGCAAUGAGGGCCACCUGUACCCGCUUCAGUUGUGCCUUUGACUUCUGCACCCAGUGCCAGGGCCCCUUCCAUGGCUCCUCAGCCUGCCGCACGCGGCUGACCUGGCGGUCUUGCAGCUCCAGAGCCACCCCCAUCCUCAUUGGCAGCGCUCGCAGCAAGCGGAACAUCAGGCGCCUGUGAGAUCAACACAGCCUGCGAUAAAGACCCAAUCGCUCACCUUUUUUAAAACUAACAGAAGUUCUAAGGAAUAUUUGUUUUAUUCAUAGGCCUUUUAGCCCACUGCCUCCUCGCCACAGACCAAAGGGAUCUCGGCUAUUGGAAUACUCUGCUUUAGAAUACUACUGUAUUCUGGGGCUAUCAAGUGAUGCCAGUUCUCCGGCAUACGUCGUCAGAAAGUGACAAUCGUACUGGAAGCCCAAAACAAGAACGUCCCACUGAAUGCAGGGGAAUUUUUCCUAGACUUUUAUUUUUCUUAAUGAAAUGUCCUUGUCCUCUUCAUAUAUUUGUAAGUCUUUUAAAUGUGAGAUAUGUAAAUAUUUAUAUUGUUUAAAUAAAUGUAUCUUUCG
Molecule: messenger RNA, 2136 nt
Organism: Coregonus sp. 'balchen'
Lineage: Eukaryota; Metazoa; Chordata; Actinopteri; Salmoniformes; Salmonidae
Source: the annotation of a GenBank genome assembly